Messenger RNA from Penicillium malachiteum, 981 nucleotides. RefSeq lists its product as uncharacterized. Lineage: Eukaryota; Fungi; Ascomycota; Eurotiomycetes; Eurotiales; Aspergillaceae. The transcript has a single exon. The record is from RefSeq and is a predicted model, not a curated record. Bases 1 to 981 code for a protein of 326 amino acids.
AUGCAUUUCUCCUCCGCAGCGGCAUUGCUUGCUUUCUCCUCCAUCAGCGUCACUUUUGCCGCUCCGCUAGCCAACUCACAGAAUGAUCUGAACCGCCGACAAGUCAACUACCAGAUUGUUAAUGUCGAUGGUGAUUCGGACAGCUCCGCCAUUCCUGAGGUUGAGACUGUUACCGAGACUGCUAAGUCCACUGUGACUGCUCCAGGCUCUCCGGCCGUGGCUCAGACUGUGACUGUGACUGCUACCCCGUCUUACACACCUUCCUACACGCCAUCUGCUUCUCCAUUCCCCUCCAGCUCAACUCCUGUCUGGCACCAGGCUCCUCCAUCAGGAAAUUCAUUCAUGCCUGAAGAGCAUGGAUUCAAUGGAGGUUUCUUUCGCCGAGGCUUGAACGCACUCGGCAAUCCAGGUCACUUUGCACAAAACUAUGUCUCCUCUUCCAGUACUUCUUGGCCUACUGUGCCAACUUCUCUUGCUGUCCGUGGUGCUGAAGGCUGGUACCUAUCUUCAUCUUGGACUCCUUCAAGCUCACCUGUUCCCACUGCUACUCCUCUGGUUGCCCGGGAAUUUGGCCGUUGGGGCCCUAGCAGCUUGGUGCCCUCUUCGUCCAGCUCUUUCUCUGUUCCGACUCCCUCUUCUCCUGUGAUCGCUCGCCAGUUCCAAGAGGGCCCUAGUCUUGCGCCCUCCUCUUCUGCAUUUGCUUCAUCCGCUGUUCCCUCUCCCUCGCUGGCCGCUCGUCAAUUCGAUGCUUGGGGUUCUAGCUCUUCCUCUGCUCCUUCCGGUACUCCAUAUGCGAUCCCCUCCACCCACGUGUGGGCUCGGGGCUAUGAUUCCGCUCCGAAUGCUUUCCCAUCUGGUACUCCUUCCUCCAGUGCCAGCAUCUCUCCUUCGGCUACUCCUUCCUCUGUGAAGGGCGGCGAGAACCUCUUCGCCCCCAGCGUUGAAUUCUCCGCCCCUCGUUUCUCGUCAUUGCUCUACUAA